Messenger RNA from Dromaius novaehollandiae (emu), 2763 nucleotides. Its product is annotated as keratin, type II cytoskeletal 6C-like. Lineage: Eukaryota; Metazoa; Chordata; Aves; Casuariiformes; Dromaiidae. The record is from RefSeq and is a predicted model, not a curated record. Bases 91 to 1908 code for a protein of 605 amino acids. Gene Ontology annotation, biological process: intermediate filament organization; keratinization. Gene Ontology annotation, cellular component: keratin filament. The transcript has 9 exons. Gene Ontology annotation, molecular function: structural constituent of skin epidermis.
GUGCACACUUCUCUCUGCACUCAUCUCCUUGCUGUUCAGCUCUGUUGAUCUUCUCUUCUUGGUUUUUGGCUCUGCUUAGAAGAAACAACCAUGUCUCGACAGUCUGCCUGUAGAAGCUUCGGAGGCGGGAGUAGAAGGGGCUACAGCUCUUGCUCUGCCAUCGGCGGUGGCUUUGGAGGAGGUGGCAGCAGAAGCAGGAGCAGCUACAGUUCAUACUCCACGUCCAGGGGAUUUGGAGGUGGUGGACGUUGUGGAGGGUUUAGCAGCAGGAGCCUCCAUAACAUAGGCAGCGGCGGACGGAUUGCCGUGGGUGGAUGUUAUGGCGGUGGAGGAUAUGGAGGCAGAAUUGGCUUUGGUGGUGGCUAUGGAGGACUGGGUGGCUUUGGUGGAGGAAUAGGUGGUGGAGGACUGGGUGGCUUUGGUGGAGGAGCAUGUGGCUUUGGUGGCCCGGGCUUUGGUGGCCCGGGCUUAGGUGGCCCAGGCUUUGGUGGCCCUGGAUUGCCUGGAGGCAUCCACCCAGUGCAGGUUGACCCAACCCUGCUGCGACCAGUCCAUGUUGAGAUUGAUCCUCAGAUCCAGCAAGUGAAAAACCAGGAGAAGGAACAGAUCAAGACUCUUAACAACCAGUUUGCCUCCUUCAUCGAUAAGGUUCGCUUCCUGGAGCAACAGAACAAGGUCCUCUCCACCAAGUGGGAGCUCCUGCAACAGCAAGGGCCUUCUGGGCCAAGGAAGAACCUCGAUGCCCUCUUGGAAAAUUACAUCCAGAACCUGAGGAGGAAGCUAGAGUCUCUUCUGGGACAGAGGGGACAACUGGAGUCAGAACUGCAGAGCAUGCGGCAAUACGUGGAGGAUUACAAAACCAAGUAUGAAGAAGAAAUCAACAGGCGCACCGCUGCGGAGAAUGAGUUUGUGGUGCUCAAGAAGGAUGUGGACUGUGCCUACAUGACUAAAGUAGAGUUGGAAACAAAGGUGCAAACUCUGACUGAUGAACUCAACUUCCUGAGGUGCUUCUACGAGGAGGAGCUGUCUCAGAUGCAGACCAUCAGCCGGGACUUGUCCGUGGUGGUGUCCAUGGAUAACAACCGGCACCUGGAUCUGGAGAGCAUCAUUGAGGAAGUCCGACGCCAGUACGAACAGAUUGCUCAGAGCAGCAGGGCUGAGGCUGAGGCUUGGUACCAGAGCCGGUACGAAGAGCUGCAGAGCACUGCUGGCAGGCAUGGGGACAGCCUCCGCAACACCAAGAUAGAGAUCCAAGAGCUGACCCGGAACAUCCAGAGGCUGCGGGCUGAAAUCGAGAAUGUGAAGAAGCAGAACCAGCAGCUGCAGGCAGCUAUUGCUGAGGCAGAGGAGCGGGGUGAGAUGGCCCUCAAGGAUGCUAGGAGGAAACUGGAAGAGCUGGAAAGUGCCCUGCAGAAAGACAAGGAGGAGCUGGCUCGCUUGCUGAAGGAAUACCAGGAGCUGCUGAACAUCAAGAUUGCCCUGGAUGUUGAGAUUGCCAUGUACAGGAAGCUGCUGGAGGGAGAGGAGAGCAGACUGUGCAGCGAUGGCAUGUCCAACGUGAAUGUCUCCGUGGUAGGCAGGACCACCAUCUCUGGAGGCAGAGGAGGCUUCGGAGGAGGCAGUGGCAUCGGAGGAGGCUUCGGAGGUGGAAGCGGCAUGGGAGGAGGCUUCGGAGGUGGAAGCGGCAUAGGAGGAGGUGUUUGUGGAAUAGGAGGAAGCUACGGAGGUGGAAGCAUCGGAGGCAGCUGUGGAAUAGGAGGAGGAGUGCACAGUGGUGGCUUCUCUUCUGGAAGUGGAAGAGUGUGCAGCUCUGGAGGAGGUGGCAACUUUGGCUCCAGUGGGGGAUCCUCCUCUGUACGGAGAUGUGUCACAACCACCUCCAUCAAAUCUUCAGGAGUAAAAUACUGAGCCCUGAAGUCAGUUCAGAAAAUGAAAGAAGCAUCUCCUCUCUUCUCCUGGCAGUAGCACAGCCUCCUUAAAUCCACCUCUGGUAUCCUGCCAUGAAAUGAACUGUGUCCCCCAUGGCCCUCCACACACCAGCUUGUCUUCCUGGCUUGUCCCCAGGAAGGCAGUCUUGUGGCAAGGCCAUGCCCUCUUCAGAGUCCUGGCAAGCUGCUGGCUAGCCCCAAGCCCAGGGACGAAAUAAGUCCGAGCAAAGCAAAGUCUCACUUGGGGAUACCCAGAACGGAGAGCUGAUUUAAAGGAGGGAAACGCUCUGCCUUUCUUGCUGUGUUGUACAUUUCUGGCUGCCUAGUGGCAAAUGUGUAUGAAAGUCCUCUUUGCUCCUCUUCCCUCAUGUUUGCUCCUCUUCCCUCAUGUCGCUUCCUAGAUGGCCAUAUCUCUGGGGUGCUUCAGUGGGCAGCACAGCCUGCUCCUUCCACUCGCUUCCAUGGCAGGUGUGGGGAAAGAGGGUCUCCAUCCUCAGCAGAGCUGGGGAGGGAGCAAGUUCUCUGCAGAUGGCCAGAGGGAUUAAUUGCCCUGGGGUGGAGCAGCCGGGCAGGUUUACUCACCUGGUAGCCCCAGGAGCUUGCUCGAGAGUGGUAGUGGCUACCACUUCCACCUCUCCUUGCUCUGCGACACCUGCUAACACCUGAUGCACGCCUGGCCUUUCUCCAGCAUGCUCUUUCCCAAGCAUGCUCCUCAGCGUUAGGCACUCUUUGACAUGGAACAGGAUGCACUGUGCCCACCUCCCUUCCUCUUCUGUUCAUGGUAUCUCCUACUUCCUCGGGAUGUUGCCACUCUCAAUAAAUUGCAGAGAACAUA